Molecule: messenger RNA, 3523 nt
Organism: Dicentrarchus labrax (European seabass)
Lineage: Eukaryota; Metazoa; Chordata; Actinopteri; Moronidae
Gene: kptn
Product: kaptin (actin binding protein)
Exons: 12
Coding region: 521-1975 (484 amino acids)
Biological process (GO): negative regulation of TORC1 signaling; cellular response to amino acid starvation; actin filament organization
Cellular component (GO): KICSTOR complex; actin cytoskeleton; lamellipodium
Molecular function (GO): actin filament binding
Source: RefSeq, a predicted model, not a curated record
GGGCGGAAUUACAGGACACAUUCAGACGUCCACAACCGGUUAAUGUUACGGAUUCUAAUUGUUUUACCCGGAAGAUAAUGACCAGAGUCACUCUGUAUCAGGGUGGAAGACUGUUUAAAACCAAUCAGCACAGAGCUACGUUUUAGCGACAGAUUAAGACAUGCAAACAAAACAAACAAAAAUACAUAAAAAACUAAGAGUAAAAGAAACUGGAAAUCUACUUGGUGAAAUUGGAGAUAGCCUAAUUUUUUUUAUUUGAAUGCUGUUUUGUCUAGAAAAGCCUGAUUUUCCUCUUCACUGGUUCGUUUAGAAGUACUCAAUGCUAGAUACCCCACACACGUGAACGCACCUUCUACCCAACCCGGAUGUUUUGCUUCACGUCAGUUUGCUCGAGCUGUUUGGAGUCAGUGAAACUACCGGACACCGUACUUCCACACAGAAUAACACCGGUUAUCACUGGACCCGUCGUUCAUUUGAAAUAAACUGUUUGUUCUGAGUGUUAGCAACAAUUUUGAAAUGAAUGACGGAAAUCUCAUGUAGUUGGAGAGCAGAGCAGCCACACAGCGAACAUGAGCAGUCUUCAUUCUCAUUCUUGACUCUUCUGAUAACAAACAGUGAGUUCAGUUCCGUCCUUCAGUCCUUCAGGAUGCUCCGAGAGUCGUAUCCGUUCGUGGAGGACAGCUUCAGCCGCUUCCCGUCGCAGAGCAACGUUUACGGGCUGUGUCAGGCCGGGGAGCAGGAGCUGUUGGCGGCCACUCUCAAAGGGAAGGUGGUGUGUUUCAGGUACCAGGAGCUGCAGCAGAAAAUCCGACCUGUGGCCAAAGAGGUUCAGUUCACCUACAUACCAGUUGAUGCAGAGAUCGUAUCAAUCGAUGCCUUCAACAAGUCUCCACCCAAAAGAGGUCUGGUGGUGGGCAUCACAUUCGUGAAGGACUCUGGUGACAAAGCCACACCGUUCCUGAAUAUCUACUGUGACUAUGAGCCCGGAUCAGAGUUCAACCUGGAGUCUAUUGCACAAAGCUGCCUGAACCUGGAGUUGCAGUUCACGCCCUUCCAGCUGUACCACACAGAAGUGCAGUGUGACGAUGGAGGCAGAGAGACAGUAUUCCUGCUCAGUGGUCAUGACCAGAGGAUCCACCUGUACAAGGAGAACGCCUCCCUCCACCAGUUUGAGGAGCAGCCAGUGGAGAGACUCUUCCCUGAACUACAACAGCUACCAAGCAAUGUGCUGUGGUUGGAUGUGUUGACUAUAUCGGGUGGCCGGCGACUCUCAGCUUUUGGCUGUCAGAGCGGCUGCGUUGGACUGGCUCUGGUCGACCAGACAGGACCAGAGGUUUUGCAGAGCUGGCGGUUCCAGUUUGACAGUCCAAUCUCUACAGUGCUGCUGUUCCCUCUGAGCUGCCCAGCUGAGCCCAACCAGCCCAGCAGAGGGAAAAGUGUGGAAACGGAAGGCUACAACCUUCUGGUAACCAGCACUAUAGAGAUGGCAGUUGUCUACAGAGAUGUCCAGGAGCGAGGCUUGUCUCACCCGGUGUGCCUCUCAGAGAGUGACCAAUGGGACGCAGUGCUUUGUGCUCUGGUCAUUGACCUGGAUUUUGACGGGCAGAAGGAGGUGCUGUUGGGAACAUAUGGGCAGGAACUUCUCUGUUACAAGUUCCAGCCGGCAGGUAGCGGACGAGACGGACAGUUUCAGCUGCAGUGGAGGCGGAGCUUCAAGAGCCCGUUGCUGUCCAUCAUCUACCUAGACUUGACUGGGGACGGUUUGAGAGAGCUGGCUGUCCUCACACUAAAGGGACUGCAUAUCUUACAGCACACUCUUACCAGCACUGCUGAUUUGGUCCUUGAGCGGCUUGCCCAGAGGGUGUCAGCGCUGACAGCCGGCUCUGAGAUGGAGUCAGCCGAGGUUCAAGACAGAGAAGAUAAGGGUGCUCCAGCUCAGAAAGAGGAGUUUACAGCGCAGACACCAUCAAAUUAAGAAACACUGUGCCUUUUGUUUACAUGUGGAAGUCCCGAUGGUUCAGACUGAAGUGAUGGUGUAAUGUGAAGGAUGUCCUCAGGGGUGUGUGUUCCUGAACAGUCACAUUUAGGCUACCUUCACACUGCAAGUGCUCAAUCUGAUUUAUUGCACAUAUCUGACUUUUUUUGUUUGGCUGUUCACAUUAUUUUUAAAAUGUGGCCCGUAUCAGAUUCCAGAUUCUAAUAUUGGAAAUGGAAGCCACAGAAUACGUGUACGGUUUCAUUUAUAGGUUGAUGUGCAGUGGAAGCCAGCCAGUGAGCAGAUGAUAACAAGGACGGAGACAAGGAGAAAGAGAGACACAUUUUGAAUUAAGGCUGUUUGUGAAGCUAACACUGCCUCUUUCGUAUGGAGGUGUGUGUGAUGCUGAGUCAGAGCAAACACAGACCAGUUACCAAGUUUUGCUUGUACAUAACUGUCACCCCAAAUACUUAUCACUGUCCCUCCACUGACUGCCUCCACUGCAGCUGAGUGACUCCUGCCAGCACAGAACUGUGACAAAUGUAGAUCCAGAGUGAUGUAAAAGUCACAUGAAUUCUGAAAUGUGACUGAGGCCGCAUUGCAAAAAAAAUUAGACCUGUAUCUGACUUAGGGCCACAUAUGAAAUAAAAACUAAAAAGAUCAGAUUCAAUGUGAUUUGUGCUGUUCACACUGUCGUGAAAAAAAAAACAGAUGUGAGUCACAUAUGAGCACACAAAGAUCUGAUUUGGGUCACUUUUGUCUGCAGUGUGAACAUAGCUAGAGAAUCAAACAUCACAUUUGCCACCUGAAACAGUAACACACUGCCAUGUGGUUGAACACCGACUCUAGGUCAGUGGUUCCCUACCAAGGGACUGGGACCCCCACUAAGGGUCGCCAAAGCUUCAUGGGGGGGUUUCUUGAUUUUUAGGGGUUUUAAGGACUAUAUCUUAAUAUUUCAUACUUUUUUCUUGAGCAAACUAAAUGAAAUUGUAAUUUUUAAAGUAUAGAUUAUUAUUCAAGAUGUAAACUUUGAAGACCUGAACACAAGAUAUAUUCAGAGAGCCUUCAGUCUCUCAUAAACAGCCUCAUCCUGCAUUAGGAAAACUAAAACAACUGAAGAGCAUAAAACAGUGAACAGGCAUCAAGAAAACACUGAAUUUGUCCAAGAAGAAGUCUGUAUGACUGUUAAAUAUUUAAAAAUAACAAAUAAUAGAGGAUUGUAAAAAAAAAGUUACUAAUAUUAUCAGUAAAACUCAUCUGUGAUCAAUAUUCACAUUAAAUAAUCUGCUCAGAAUUCAUCCAAAUCUCCUGCAGUUACUGUGUUCACUGGUUGGGUUCAUUGAACACUUUAUCAGCUGUUCUCUACUGUUAUUGUUAUUCAUACAGUAUAACAUGAAAUGUACAGAAAAUAAGUCACUUAGUCAGAUUAUACAGUGAUAGAAAAAGGCUGGGAACCAGUGCUGUAGGAAACAGUAGAAGAAAGUGUAGAGCUGUAGAUACUGUGCAGUAAUUUGGAAAUAAUAAAUGACACAUUCGGCUCUCACUGUU